AACAUUAACGUUAUCAAUAAUAUUUACCAUGUGAUUUUUUUUCGAUGGACCGCCGAAAUGAAAUUUAUACUGAAGAACUGAAUUAAAUGAAGAACCAGAAUUUUAAAUUGUAAAAUGUUCAUAUAUUACAUCUAUACACAAUAGUACAAGUGAUAUGAGCUUUCCUUCAGUAAAUGGAUUCUGCGAUCUGAAUAUCGCUCACAAUGCAGAUAAUCGUCUCAUCCAGAGGGUCAUUGAAUAUGGAUAUAAAGCGAUAGCUUUGAACUGGACUGUCGAUGUGAGCAAAACCGACGGAAAGUUACCCAGUAAGAAGAAAAAAGGUAACGAAGAUAAUAAUUCAAAUCUAGUGAUACUUCCAAAAGAACUGAUUUCUGCUCAGAAAAAUUUGAUCUCUAAAUAUUCAGAUAAAUUAAAAGUUUUCCUUAGGAUCACGAUAGUAUUUUCAAAGCCGGAUCAACUUAAACAAGUGUUCAGCUCUCAACAGUACAAAUCUUAUGAUAUUACUGCAGUGUUACCUACAACUGAUGUGGCUUAUCAGCACGCUUGUGGCAAUAGUUCUAUCGAUUUGUUAUCAUUUGAAAUUGAAGUUACCCAUUAUAGACCGAAUCGGAAAUUACAUAAGCAGUUGACCGAUAGAAAUGGAUAUUUUGAAAUCAUGUAUUCGCAAGCUUUAAAAUCAUCUGUGAGACGACAAGAAACUAUCACAAUGGCUCAAUAUUUUCACAUUUAUGGAAAAUCAAAAAAUGUUAUAAUUUCUAGUGGUGCUGUUAACUAUCUCGAGUUGAGGAAUCCAUUUGAUGUAGCAAAUUUAGGAUUAUUACUUGGGCUUAGUGAAGAGCAAUCUAAAUGUUCAUUGACUCGUAAUUGUAAAAUGCUGAUACUGACUGCUGCUGGUAGAAGAUAUGGAAAGGUUGCCAUUACCGUCGAACUAAGCACUAAAGACGAUGACGAAGAACCAAGUAUCAAAAGAACUAAACUGAAUCCUUCUAAUAACGAUCACAUGUCAGAUGUUACCCAUAGUAUAUCAUCCCUUACAACAACGUAGAACAAAUGACUAAAAAUAAAGAAAAAUUUUUUAUUGUGGUAAGUUAUAAUUUUGGUAAGAAAAUAGUAGAUAAUAAGAUUAAAAUUACGUUAUUCAAUGUAAAACAGCGCAAGUCCUUAAGUGCAAUUAAUAUUCAAGUGUUAAUAGUAUAAAUUUGAGAAUUAAUAAUAAAAAUAUUUUAAGUUAGACCAAUCAUGUUGAUCGUUAUGGUAACACCUACAACGUAAAGAAAAAAAAACACUUUAAUACGAACGGAAUGAAUUUAUUUUUAAAUAUCGAUUAAACGAACCGUUUCUUAUAGAAUAUGUCGUCUUUGGAAUGGACUGCGUUGAUCAGAUGGACGACCGUUCUGCGCCAAUUGCGAUAAUGCUCGCGUGUAAUCAUUAUCCUGCGAAAUGAAAUUGAUUACUUUUGGUAUAUUUGUAUUAUUUCUUUUUACAGGACGAAUAAAAGUAUGAAAUCGAAAUUAAAUGAAUUGCGUAAAAUACACUAAAAAGGCAUUUUUUCGAAGAACCUGUUUAUUAUUGUCUACUAUAGAGAGUAAUUCUUUGUUCAUAAUAACUUAAUGUUGUUGUUUGUUUAUUGGCUUUUUUAAUUAAAUUUUUUCUCGAGUA
Planococcus citri (citrus mealybug) is the source of this 1659-nucleotide messenger RNA. It is a transcript of the gene Rpp30, whose product is annotated as ribonuclease P protein subunit Rpp30. Gene Ontology annotation, molecular function: RNA binding. The record is from RefSeq and is a predicted model, not a curated record. The transcript is spliced from 8 exons. Gene Ontology annotation, cellular component: nucleolar ribonuclease P complex. Lineage: Eukaryota; Metazoa; Arthropoda; Insecta; Hemiptera; Pseudococcidae. Bases 155 to 1045 code for a protein of 296 amino acids. Gene Ontology annotation, biological process: tRNA processing.